Messenger RNA from Rhagoletis pomonella (apple maggot), 960 nucleotides. RefSeq lists its product as uncharacterized. The annotation marks the transcript as partial. Lineage: Eukaryota; Metazoa; Arthropoda; Insecta; Diptera; Tephritidae. The record is from RefSeq and is a predicted model, not a curated record. The transcript is spliced from 2 exons.
GAUGACCUCUGCUCAAAAGCGAACGACUAUCUCUCCAGCCUUUCUCGCUUCUUCACUGCAAGGAGCCUAACACUCUCCCCAACGAAAUCAACGGCGACCCUCUUCACCACCUGGACGAAGGAGGUCAGGCUAGAGUUAGGUAUACACGUCGAUGGCACACCAAUACCGACUGUAAACAACCCGAAAAUCUUAGGCGUCACCUUCGAUAGCCUGCUUUCCUACUCCACGCACACAACCGCAAUUGUCAAUAAAGUACAGAGCCGCAACAAGGUCCUCAAGUCGCUCGCCGGCAGCACUUGGGGCAAAGACAAAGAAACGUUGCUGGCAACAUACAAGGCAAUUGGCCGGCCGGUUCUAAACUAUGCUGCGCCAGUUUGGACGCCGGGGACUAGUUGGACGCAGUGGACGAAGCUACAGACUUGUCAGAGUGCCGCACUUCGGACAGCGACUGGGUGCCUUCUGAUGACGCCUGCGCACCACCUGCACGGCGAGGCCCAAGUGCUCCCCGUAAGGGAACACAACAAAAUGCUCUGUAAGCAAUUUCUGGUGGGGUGUCACCGAAGUAAACAUCCUAACAGACCGUUGCUUCAGGAGGAGCCUCCGCCCAGGCUCGUCAGGGGGCACCUAUUCGUGUACAAGGACGCAGUCCAACAGUACGUAGACCAACCAUUAGACCCGACGACAUACAGACGAGCCAUCAACGACAUUCAUAGAGAGUCAGUUACUACCUACCUCGACUCUCGACCUAUGAAUGCCGUAAUACGAGCCCAAUCACCACCUGUAGAAGAGACGGAGCUUCAACUUCCACAAGAGACCCGCCUGGAGCUAAUGGCAAAUAUAUUGCAGCCAUACUUAUUGCUGCAACAGCAGCGAGAGAUGUCGAAGGUGUGCAUCUUGUCUGUGAAUGCGAAAAUAGGAUAUGAAUUGGCACUAUGGAAUUCUAAUGCUCACAUAAUAUAA